AUGGUAUUGACACAACAGAGAAGACAACCUGCCUCGGACGACCAGUUUCCAACCACUCAGCUAUUUCUUCUAGCAAUAUGCCGUGUUGCGGAGCCUAUUGCCUUGACUUCUAUCUUCCCAUACUCAUGGGUGAUGGUCAAGGACUUCAAUGUGGCUAAUGGAUCCGAUGCUUCCUUCUUUGCUGGUAUACUUGUAUCGGCCUUCUCACUUGCCGAAGCGCUCACCGGUAUGUUUUGGGGAAGCCUCUCUGAUCGUGUCGGUCGCAAACCUGUUCUGCUUUCCGGUUGCCUCGGAACUAUGGCGUCCCUCCUCAUCGUCGGCUUCGCGUCGAAUUUUUGGGUAGCUCUCUUUGGUCGGGCCCUCGGAGGCAUCUUAAACGGAAACAUCGGUGUCAUUCAGACAAUGGUCGGUGAACUAGUCAAAAGACCUGAGCAUGAACCUCGAGCUUAUGCUGUGAUGCCAUUUGUUUGGUCAAUUGGCACAAUUAUUGGGCCAGCUAUUGGAGGGUUACUAGCAAAGCCUGCUGAAGGUUUCCCUUCCUUGUUUUACCGCGAUGGCCUCUUUGGCAGAUUCCCUUAUCUCCUACCAAACCUUGUUUGUUCUGUCUUACUCCUUCUCAGUAUCAUCUUCAGUUGGCUCUUCCUGCAAGAGACUCAUCCCGAUAUGCAGUCUUCGAAGGUUACCGAAAAUCUCGACAACAGAUCCGCAGAACGCCCUCUUCUAGCGACUGCUGGGGCAACUGCCAAUGCAGGGGCGGACCUACGAGCCGAAUCAUACGGGACUUUCAACCAGGUUCACCUGUAUGACGACGAGGAUUGGAUGGUGCGUUCAGAUGGUUCAAGGCCCGAGAAAAGUCCCCAAAGACAAAUUAUCUUCACGAAACGAGUCAUAAUGCUCAUCGUUGCGUUGGCGAUCUUCACUUACCACUCCAUGACUUAUGACCAUUUAUUGCCUAUUUUUCUGCAGGACAAGAAUUUCCGGGACAUCCCUAUUAUUGGAAACUCGAUAUUGAAGUUCCCUGGUGGUGUUGGUCUCUCAACCAGAACAGUCGGCCUAAUCAUGUCUACCGACGGCGUCAUUGCACUCGUCAUUCAAAGCGUUAUUUUCCCUGCUUUGUCACAUUAUUUGGGAGUGUGGAGACUUUUCGUGAUUGUGACCAUCCUUCAUCCGGCGGCUUAUUUCAUGGCUCCAUUCCUUAUUUUUCUCCCUCGCAGCGUGUUGUUCUUCGGCAUCUACGGAUGUUUAGUCGUUCGCAAUAUCCUUGCAAUCAUUGAUUACCCCGUCUUGUUGAUCCUUAUUAAGCAAGCUAGCCCUUCCGACUCGGUCUUAGGAAAGAUCAAUGGCCUUGCUGCUUCCGCCGGAGCUGCUUCUCGCACUAUCGCUCCACCUAUCGCCGGUUAUUUAUACAGCACCGGUGCUGAACUUGAUUGUACUGCACUUGCAUGGUGGGGAAGCACUCUGGUCGCAAUCGUCGGUGCCGUGCAGCUGUGGUUCAUGGAGCGAAAGAAACACUCGUCUGCUAAAAUCCAGCCAGCUGCUCCCUGCCACUAUCUGCCAAAUGAGACCCACUCUCGGAGAGACACCGUCCAUAUCAUAGUUACAGGUACUGAUGUAAGCACGCCGGAUAUCUAA
Molecule: messenger RNA, 1632 nt
Organism: Aspergillus bombycis
Lineage: Eukaryota; Fungi; Ascomycota; Eurotiomycetes; Eurotiales; Aspergillaceae
Product: MFS transporter
Exons: 4
Coding region: 1-1632 (543 amino acids)
Biological process (GO): transmembrane transport
Molecular function (GO): transmembrane transporter activity
Source: RefSeq, a predicted model, not a curated record